Alternaria alternata is the source of this 933-nucleotide messenger RNA. RefSeq lists its product as hypothetical. The record is from RefSeq and is a predicted model, not a curated record. Bases 385 to 852 code for a protein of 155 amino acids. NCBI's taxonomy places the organism in Eukaryota, Fungi, Ascomycota, Dothideomycetes, Pleosporales, Pleosporaceae. The transcript has a single exon.
UGUUAGCAGCCGCAGUUUUGAUCAGACGGGAUAGAGACAUACGGCCUUGGCCAUUCUUCUGCUCAAAGUCUGGCAGCCUGUUGAUCUUUCGAUAGGCCUUUUGCACGGCGCGAUUAAAUCCCGGGGAUCGGAUGAGCUUGGAAGAGUCAGCAACUGGAGCGGUGUGUGGCAGCAAAGGGAUUAUCGACGUGCCUUUGCGACGGCCCAAGCCUGUUCCGAGCUGUCAGUUUGAUAUGUCUGUUUCGUUUGGACAUGGCACAUACCUCGAAGAGAGCAAACCAAGGUGCAACCAUGGCGUAUUCAAUGUGGCAUUCACAGGUGGCAGUAGCUGCUACGGCAAAGUAGCAGGUGUACGCAGGCGUUGCGUUUGUUGGCCGAGGGAGGAUGGUGGCGACGGCGUGCGGGUGUGGUGGGUGUGGUGGACGCAGGGCGCGGAAACAACCAGAUGGACAGGGAAUGGGCCUGCCAGCAAUUGUGACACGACGACGGCGCCUGACGUUUGCAAGUGGAUCCCCACUCCAGCAAUUGUUUCCUCUGCUGUGCUACAAAGUGCUGCGCUCCAGACAUGACAUGCAUAUCACCUGGCCCACGGCUACAUUUUUCCAUCCGUCGCUGACACCCCCGCCAGCUGCUCCACUACGAGGCUCGCCUGCAGCCCCUCGUCGUCUAGACCAUCUUUCGCUCGACCUGGUUCUUGGACACUACACUACUACCAUCGCAGCAGACAUCGACCUAGGGAGGCCCCGGACCCCCACGAGUAGUCGCACACGUGUCAGUGGAGGCAUAACAUCUGCCGCACUCCACUCUCCAGCCUAUCUUUCCUUUCUUGGGCGCGCCACGACCUGCACCUAACCGUCUCCCGUCACCAUUCCGUCUUCAAACUUUCCUGUCCCUCCAUUGCCAGAACCCGAAUCAUCCCACCACAGCACCGCA